GUUAACACCAUCCAUCCAACAGAAGCUACAGUACUUGGUUGUAACUUGGCAUUCUUUUUUUCUCUUCAGCUUCACCAGCUUCUGCUCUGUGUUUGCAUAGAGCCAGCAACGUCGCCUUCUUCGACCGCUGUCGUUUGUUCUCUUCCGCUUUCGUUCUCAGGCUUGGCUUCGUCAUUCGACUUGCAGCUCGCGCCUUGGCCUACAGCCUCAGGUACUUGGGAGAUAGCCAUUACGAGUCGACCCUUCGAUAAGCGAUGAGCAUACGUUUUCGUCGACGAUUAUAACGAUUUACUCGAAUCUUGCCUUCGUCAUCUGUCACUCGUUAUAAAACCGAUUCAAAUCAAUUCAAACCGAACACGCAACCUUAAUAUCUGGCCUUUGCGCCGCAAUUUAAUCUUCUCUCCCUUCUUAUCACUCUCCUGUGAUGGAAAAGUUCCCCGACUUCAUCGAUACGCCCCUGGGCGAGUCACCGUCAGAGAGCCCUUUGAAUCCUCCCGGGUGGGCAAAUGGCGCACCUCCUCGUCCCUCAGAUCGAUGGCGACCCGCCUCGAAAUCAGAUAAUGGCUGGUCAACGGCUCCUCGAGGGCACAAUCGACAAAAGAGCCUCACGGAUGCUAUUCGUACAAUAAGAGGUCGCAAUGGCAGUGUUAGCCAGAACGCCCACGAGAUCGCCGAUGCCCUACGUGCCCCCGUCUCUCCGAAGCUUAUUAUUCUGUGCCUGUUGUGGUACACUUCGUCUGCCCUUACAAACACCUCCUCCAAGUCCAUCUUGAUAGCCUUUGACAAGCCCGCUACUUUGACGCUGGUCCAAUUCGCUUUCGUCUCCUCGUUAUGUAUCUUCAUGGCAUGGCUUGCGACCAUCUUCCCAGUCUUGCGAACCAAAAUUACAGCUCUCAAGCACCCGAUUCGAAAGCCAACUCGCGACGUUAUCAGAACGACUCUGCCUUUAGCCGCAUUCCAGAUCGGUGGCCACCUUCUUAGUUCGACAGCUACCUCAAAGAUCCCUGUGUCACUUGUCCAUACCAUCAAGGGUCUUUCACCCCUCUUUACCGUUCUCGCUUAUAGAAUCGUGUACGACAUUCGGUACCCCAAGACGACGUACCUGUCUCUGAUCCCUCUCACAUUCGGCGUCAUGUUGGCCUGCUCGGGCAAAACGACCUAUGGUGGAGAGCUUAUUGGUGUUAUCCAUGCUCUUUUGGCUACCGUCAUCUUCGUUACCCAAAACAUCUUCUCUAAGAAGCUCUUCAACGAGGCUGCUAAAGCUGAGGCUGAGUCGCCCCAUUCACUACCUAAGAAGUUGGAUAAGCUCAACUUACUUUGCUACUCUUCUGGCAUGGCUUUUCUUCUCACAUUGCCCAUCUGGCUUUGGUCUGAAGGAUUCACUCUUCUCAUGAACUUCUACCACGAGGGCUCGAUAGACUUGAAUGAGCAACCCAACUCGAUGGACCAUGGAAGACUCACGCUUGAGUUUGUCUUUAACGGUGUCUUCCAUUUUGGCCAGAACAUUCUCGCCUUCAUCCUACUCUCCAUGGUCUCCCCUGUUACCUAUUCAGUAGCAAGUCUCAUCAAGCGUGUGUUCGUCAUUGUCUUGGCUCUGGUAUGGUUCAGGAGUCCCACAACACCCCUACAAGGUGUGGGCAUUGCUCUCACCUUUCUGGGUCUCUACUUGUAUGACCGAACAAAGUCUGGCAACAAGGCCGAUCAAAAGGCUCAGUCGAUGCAGAUUAAGCGAUCAUCGAUUCUCCCCAUCACAAAUAAUGGACUGCGCCCAACACCUAUCAUGGAAUCCCCUCAAAGUACUGAGCUCAACGCCCGUUCUUAUCCCUACCAUGAAGGCUACUUUGGUCGGCCGUCUGCGGCAGAAGAUCCAAAAAAGUCAGACGAUGGUGUUCCUCGCAGCCGUACUCCUGGCACUGGUAACGGAGGCUGGCUCCCUCCAGGAACUAAACAGGAAGACACAUGGCAGCCAGGCGAUCGGGUUGCUGGCGUUGCAUGAGCGUUGCAUGAUAUUUCUCAUGAGUAUGUGUUAGAUUGCGUAUUUCUUUGGUGAACAGAUUUGGUGUUUCGAAUUCAAACAAUCAAAAAGAUAUGAGAGCUAGAGUUUCUCGUGUAAGGUGUUGUUGUUACUUUAUGUCCCGAUAUCUAGAUGAAGGGCUUUGGGUUCCUGUAUGACAUAUCAUGGGAUGGCGUUUUUUGUUUUGAGAGACAAGACACAACGACACUUGUGAGGCCCUCCUUUUGUCAAGGGAGCGCCGGAUGCAAUGUAUCAUUAGGUGGAUAUGGAAUGAUAAUGCUGGACUAUUUUGGAUAGAUGAGCCUGCGAUCACAG
Molecule: messenger RNA, 2329 nt
Organism: Fusarium oxysporum Fo47
Lineage: Eukaryota; Fungi; Ascomycota; Sordariomycetes; Hypocreales; Nectriaceae
Product: triose-phosphate transporter family-domain-containing protein
Exons: 2
Coding region: 425-1996 (523 amino acids)
Biological process (GO): phosphoenolpyruvate transmembrane import into Golgi lumen
Cellular component (GO): Golgi apparatus; endoplasmic reticulum
Molecular function (GO): antiporter activity; phosphoenolpyruvate transmembrane transporter activity
Source: RefSeq, a predicted model, not a curated record